GUAACAGGAAGCGCCAAAGAGCUUAAGUGUAAUUCACACACAGUAGAGGAUAUGACGAAAGUUCCUCAGGGGUUUGAUUUCAGUUUCCUAAAUGAAGAAGCCAGGAAGGUCCUUCAGGUGCUGGAAAGAAAUGAGGAGCUACAGAGGGCAGAGAAGGACAGGAUCAGCAAACUCCAGAAGACAAAGAGGGAUAUCAGAUGGCUUCAAGGAGUAACUGGUGAAUGGUUUGAAGAAGUUCAAAGGAAAAAGUUUUGCAGUGAAGCAGAUGUUAGCCAAAUGUUAAAACAACCAUUUACAUACAGACUGAGAAAGGGGAUGGCAGAAAAUGAUCCUAUGGAAUUACAAACAUCAAGAUCUAAAAAUAUACCUAAUCAAAGAAACCCAACAUCCGUUGCUUCUCGGCUGAGCUUCAGAUCAUCAUUUGCUUCCCUGUUCUCAUUCAGAAAAUCCAGAAAGGAGACUUUAAAGCUUCAACCGCUGGGACAGAAAGGAUGUGACGACCACAUACCUCCUGUGUCUGUGAGGGGAACUGCUUUGCAGGCAAAAAUAUACAAUUCACCUCUGGAAAAUCAACCCAUUGACAGUGCAUUUGUCCCCAAGCCAGCAGGCAUGAGGGAGGGAAGUAGCAUGCCUCCGUGGGAUGCUUCACUGCUAGAGGAUGAGUUUUUCCAAGUUUUAGAUGAUUUGGAUGGAAAACUGGCUCAGGAAGAGUCUCCAAGCUCAUUGAAUGCCAGAACACCUCUCAACUAUGGAUCAAGAACAGAGUUCAGUCGUUUUUACUCCAGUGGGAAUAAACACCGUAGUAUCACAGCAAGGCACAAAAAUUGCUGUAAUGAAACUUCUAAUAUGUCUAUCUAUGACAUCUUAAGACCAGGAACCCCUAAGGAAGGUUUUAAAACCUUUUCUCCUAGAACAAGGACAAUCUGUGAUAUGUACAAGACAAGGGAACCCAGAGUCUUAAAAGAAGAUUAUGCACAAAAGAAUAUUUUUGGUAGUAUUUCUCUGUAUUCUGACAGCAGACAGCGAUCAGCCUCACCAGCUACAGGGUAUUUCACAGCAAGAAACUUACCUUUUUCAGCCACAACUCAGAACAAGACUGGGUUUAUACCACCAAGCCAUCAACAGAGCCCAAAGAGAACUCCUUUAUCAUCUAUCAUAUGGAAUAGAUCAGAUUCCUCUAGGGAUAGGCAGAACCAGGAAGAGUUCCUGAGGGCACCAUCACCAAUGGAAAUUGACCUUGCUGACCAGAAUAUGUAUCCCAGGUGUUUUCAGGAGGAUAGGAGAUAUGAAUUUUACCAUUCACAGAGUGUUCACCAAAGUGUUGGUUUAAAUGCCUCCAUGAAUAAUGCAAUGAGUCCUGACCCAUUUGAGAACUCAGAGAAUAUGCCAUUCUACCAUGAAGAAAACCCAUUUACUAGGUCUUUCCUUAGCAAUACCUUUGGAUGGAGCAGGGAACAGAGAUUUGGACAAAGUCCUUUUUGGGGCCAACAGGAAGAACAUUCUUCCUGGUCUGACUUUCAUCAAAGCAGGAAACCAUUCACUUCUUCUGACAGAAACUUUGAAAUGACCUCCAUUGAAGCAAAUAGUGCAUUUUUAGCUGGUCAUUGUCAUAGUGUUCCUUCUCAACACUGGGGGUCAUUUUCUCUUAGGUACAGAACAAAUAUUUCCAGAAACCAAGAGAAGCCACAUCCCUCACAGUUUGAUUCUCAGGCAUCCACACUGGAGAGCAUGGAGGUGUCACAAGUUAAUAGGAACCAGUCUACUCAUUUCAGCACACCAAAUGUUUGCCCCAUGUCUGGUUCAAGCUAUCACAUCAAAUCCGGUGGGUUAGAAUGUCAACAGGACAGUUCUCCUAUGGAACUACAUAUAAACAAAGAACCUUACUCAUUUGGAAUUGCUCAAACUCUAGCAUCCUCAUUCAAAACUACCUUCCCACAGAUUCCUGAUGACAGAAGGAAUCCUCAGAGUCCCAACUUUCAGAAUCCCACAGUCACUUCGCAGAAAAUUAAGCCUGCUUCUCUUCCAAUCAGAAACUAUACAGAAGUCACUGGGACCGACAGUGAUUCAGUUGACUCUCCACCUCUGACUGAAAGCCAACCCAAUAUCUUGGUCACAGAAGUGAAUAAUGAGAAAGACUUGAAUGGAUCUGUUUUGGAAAAAGACAAACAACUAAACAAGAUAGAUCAGACAAACUUGACAGGUGAAAUACCCCAACUUGUUUCACAGACAGUAAUUUCUAACCCUUUACCUGAUUUUCAAAAUCUCCUCUCCCAGGACUCAGCCAAGAGCAACAGAUUUGUUUUUAAUGCAUCUACGACAAUAAGUUCAAAAAGUUUGCCUGGAGUCAUUUCCAGGAGAGAUAUCUCCAAAAUUCAUAAAGCCAAUGAACUAAAAAAAGAUAAGAGUUAUACUGGGAACAGAAAACUUGGCUCAGCAACUUCCCUUCCUUUCAUUCAGGAAAGCAGAACAACAUCACCUUUUCUCAGCCCAAAUCAAGGUUGUCACCAGGAUUUAACAGUAAGAAAUACAGAUAUUUCAAGCAUUAUUAAAAAUAACCAUGGGAGUCCUGAACGUACUGAUAAUCAAAAUGCACAGUCUCCAGAAAAGCCUGCUGUUUUAGAUACCAAGGAAGAACAAUGUACCACAACUUAUUCUACCAACUGUAGCAAGUCACCUGCCGACCACAAUAUGCCAUGUGAUUCUUUAGAUCUGUCAUCAGGUACACUACCAGAUUCCUCACCAUCAAAUGAUUCUUUCCUUGAUGCUCUGGUGAUUCCUUCUACUACAGGGUUCUCCUGGAAAUGUCCUUCAAGCAAAGAUCUAUCUCUGGGAGAAAGAGAAGAAAAAGACAAUGAUUACAAGAACCAAAAUAGUCAGUUUUCCCUAAGCCUCUCAGAAAACCAAAAGAGUAAUGUUAAUUUUAUGCCUGUACAUAAUGAAGUGGUUGAUGUUGUCAAAUGCCAUUCAUAUCCUCCUUUCAGGGAUGGAAAGGGAAAAGGAAAAAUAAGACGACGUAUAUCCUAUACCGAAAAAUUAAGCAAAAUGGAAAGUAGAUCAAUACCUACAAGUGACAGCAGAAACCUCACUGAGGGAACUGAAAGCAAUUCCAAGCCUCCUGAGCUUCACACAAUUUACUGUACCUUACCAAGAAAAUCAGCCAAUUUUCUCAUCAAUAACAGGAAGUCUGAAAGUAAGAUAAUGCCUUCUUCGUUUAGGAAUGAGCCACUUGCAUUCCAAAUCAAAAAUGAUGUGGAAGAUCCAGUAGGGAAGUACAUAUCAAACAAAUUCAGUCCCAGUUCUUGUGAGUCAGAGAGCAAAUGUUCUGGAGUAGUUUCAGACUCAGUCUCAGUACCACCUGAAGCCACAGAGGGGAUGACAAAUAUGACAAACAUUGGAUCUGCUUCUGGUAGAAAAGGACCACUUCAAGUUCUCAUCAAGAGGGCUGUGUCAUGUCCCUCAGGGGUGCCAUAUGCCUCAACUGGAAGAGAUGAAAGAGAAAAAGGUUUAGUCUCAGAUACAGAUGCUUCUACUAUAACCCUAAAGCCUUGGGAGCGACUCAUUAACCCUCUGGGAAGUGACUCAUCUGUUCGGGAGUGUUCUUUAAGCAAACAACACCACCAGAAGGAAUACUUUCAAGAAUGCACUGAAAAGAAUGGUAGAAUUUCUGCCUCCAGGACAGGUAUAUUUUCCCAUUCAAAUGAACACCCUUUACCUUUUUCUGCAGAUUUGUCAGGCAAAGAAAGUGGGAAAACAUUACAUAAAUUUAAGACUACUAGUAUGUUUUCUGUUUCUGGUGAUGAAGAUAAUGUGAAAUGUCUUGAGGUGAUUUCAAUAUAUUAUACUCUAACAAGGAAACACAGAAAAAAAUUCUGUAACCUUCUUCAAAAGUAUACACAAAAUAUCGAUUCACUUACAGAAUCAGCUAAAGUGGGGACUAAAACAUCUCCUAAUGCUUUAGAAAAAGACAAACUAAAUUGUUCUACACAAGAGCAGUCAGGAACACCUUCAUCUAAAGAUCUAAAGAUGCAGGUCAGCUCUGCUCAGGAGAACAGCCAUCUUUCUCACACCACUGAAAAUAUGACUGGUUUACAAUUACUGAGUUUUGGGUCCUCAGAACCUGCAUUACAGGAAAUUGCUUCUAUUGAAGCAGAUGUUUCUCUUCAUAAAGGAGAACCUAAAUCUAGAGAGAUUUCCCCACACAACUUAGCUAAAACACCUUUAUGUGAUUCACAAAGCAAGAAAGAGAAAGGGAAGAAAUUGCGAAGUGAAACCGUGUAUACUUCACCAAGGCUUCAGGGGAAAAAAGGUACAAGAGAGAAAUCUGAAAAUUGUCAGCAAUCCAUUAAAUCAGGUAACAGUGAUUUUUCUAACCUCCCAGCCCAUUCAGAAGAGAAUGUUGAAAAUUCCCAAAUCAUUAGAAGUUCUGGGGAGUGUACAAGUAGUGCUAUAGCCAUUACAGCUACUGGAAGUCUUCAGAAAGAUAUAACAGGCAUAGCUAUAGGUGAUAGCUCCGAUGGAUUGCAGCCUGGGGAAGUAAGAGGGGAAAUUAGAAAAGAUUUCCCAAAAAACCCUGAUAAACCACUUUCUGAUUCAGAAAGCCAAGUCUUUGCUCUUACUCCAGCCUUGCAUAAACUACAGCUUGAUGAGAAGACUUGUUCAAGUGAACAAGAUUUAGACAGUUUGCAGUCUGAACCCAGAGAACCACCUCAAAGAAGUCAGGAGGUAAAUAUGACAGAGAGCAAGGCUAAAGAUGAAAUGCAGGAGUUGGCAUGGAAUCAACCUUCACUUCCUGAAGGAAGUAAUAAAAGUAAAAAAAGCUUGGAUGACCUAGAAAAAGGGAAAAACAGAUCUUCAGUUAAACACAGAUUGGCAGUUAUGUCCAAAGCAUGCAGAAAAUUUCCAGCUGAAGAUUUAUACCCCAGAAGACAUGUAGCUACUAUCUUUCCUCAAAGUGGGAACAGUUCUGGCUUUAGCACCUUAUCCCUUGGCACACCAGAGUGCAACCCACACUCCCCUGUGCCUACUUUAAAGUCCACAGAAUCCACAGAUGAAAGCAGGUUAAGUAAUGAUGGAGUAAAUGUGGAGAAACCCGAAGACCCUCUCCAGGUUACUGCAAUAACCAACAGAGAAACUUAUACACACUCAAGCAAUCAGAAGUCUAACAAUAUUUCACAGCCACAUCAAAACGAGUUUAAAAAAAUCUCAGAAUCACAACUAAAGUAUGAGAAUUCUAAGGAUGUAACAGUAGCUCAGAUUUUGGGAGGAGCGUCAGAAGCCCUGGCCCAACCCUCAUUGAUCAGCCUCAGGGAAGCAGACUUCCCUGACCAUCAGAGGGGGCUGAACCCUCCUUUGCAAUUGGAGCCUGCAGAGAAAUCUACAGUAAGCAUGCCACUGGCCAGUUUUCAGCAACAACAAAGGAGUGCUUCAUCUCUGGAGUGGGAACCUGAGCCACACCCCUGUCGUUCAAAGAGUUUAAAAAGCAUCAAUGUGCACGGUGCUCUACUACGAAAAAGUCAUCCUCCAAAAGUCAGAGAGCGUCAUUUUUCUGAAAGUACUUCUAUUGACAAUUCCCUGAGUCAACUGACCCUUGGGAAUGAAUUCUCUAACAACAGUGUGUACAGUCGAAGAUUCAAAUCUUUUUCUGAACUUCCCUCCUGUGAUGAAAAUGAAAGUUGGGCUUUGUACAACAGUAGGCCAAAAAUGGGUCCUAGGUCUGCAACAUCUAUAUCCAGACCUAUUGACUAUGGGAUAUUUGGGAAAGAACAACAACUGGCUUUCUUGGAGAAUGUAAAGAGGUCACUCACACAAGGAAGAUUAUGGAAACCAAGUUUUCUUAAGAACCCUGGCUUCCUGAAAGAUGAUGUAGUUAAUCCUCCUAACCUAACAGAGUCAUCAAGUUCUAAUUCUCCUAGUAAUCAAAUGCCAGAAGAUGGCUUAUCUCUAAGUACACCACUUAAUAUCUAUGAAGAUGAUCCAGUAGACUCAGAUUGUGACACAGACACAACCACGGACGACGAAUACUACCUGGAUGAAAAUGACAAAGAGUCAGAAUUGUGAGGCUUUUUCUAUAAAAUGUAUAACCUUUUCACCAAAAGUUUGUAAUGUAAAUAAAGUGCAAAUAUGUAUGUCUACGGACAGGACAGAUAUUAGAAAAAAAAAAUCUAGUCUGGACAGUUCCUUCUCUGAAACAAUCCAAAUUCUCUUUUUUUCCCCCUCCACACCCUAUAUAUAGACUUCCUGAAUUCUAGAGCAAUGAAUUCUUGUUUAGAGGGAUUCUCUGCUGUUUUCUUCCUCUGUAUAUAUCCUUGGCCUUCUGCCACUCAGCCCAAACUUAAUCUCUAAUUCACUGUCCAGUUUUGGUUUUCUGCUCUAUUUUCCCCCUAACUUUCCUAUACCUUUCAUGGUGAUUUACAACUUUAAUAUCCCAGCACAGCAGCAAAACUCUGUCUUGCCUCUUCCAAUACCUUAUAUUCAUGGCAUUAAAUAAAAUGUAGGGUGAUAACAAUGGAGUAAGUAUUAUUAUCCUGUCUGACUCAUCAACAUUUAGGAGGUUUAGAGUUUGGGUUUUUUGGUAUUUUUUUCUUUUGAACAAAGAUAAGGGGAUUUCUGUAAGGACAUCCUGUUUUAUCCAUAGUGGAGCCAGGGAGACACAUAUUUGAAAAGCUUGUUGAGAUAAUAGGUGAAGAGGUGAAUCCCUAGUAAGCCAAAGAACAUUAGUACUCCUAGGAAUUCCUUUGAAAUAGUUUCUAGGAUGGUACAGAGGGUGGCUUAGCCACAGAAUUUCUGCUUAGGAAGGGAAUAUAACUGAGGGGUAGAGAUAAGCAGACAUCCCUUCAUGAGACUGAUAUCCUUACUGCAGCUCUCUCAGCAACUGUUCCUUUUUUUUUUCCAUUUCUCCAGAACCAUCCAUUUAAAAUUUUUCUUUAUUUGCAGGAUAGAACACUUUUUUCCAUGUGAGACAUUUUAGUUGCAAGUGGUAGCCUUGGUCAAGUUCCUAAAGUACUGCCAAGUCAGACCUGACACCUUGGGGUUCACAGGCUUCUUUGCCAGAUCAUUUACCAGACCCUUGGAAAUUAGAAGGCAGAACUUCUAAGGACUCGUCACUAUGAUUCCUUCAAUAAUUUAUCUAGACUAAAUAACUUGUCACACCCACUGAUAACGUGGCUUUCCUAACUCUUUAUAUGCCAUGCGGAAUUUUGGGGGUUUUCUCUCCUCCUAAUCAGCAUAAAGACCAAUAAAUAGGUGGCAGUGAAGCUAAUCUGCUAGAACUACAGAAAUCAUGCCAUCCUGGAUCUUAGUACUGUGAGGGUCAACAUGAAUGGAUUUCAUCUUGUUUGGUUUAUAUUUGCUUCCUGGCCUCAUUUUAGUUUCCAUUUUUCUCACCUAGUCUGUUUCAUCCAUAUAAAUUAAGGAUAAUGAUAGGUGUUGGGGAAGUAUACAGAAAUUUGGAACUGAUAGAAAUGCAAGAAAGGACUAUAUUAUUAUUCUCCUCCUAACCAUUGCCUUGCCUAGAAGCAAAAUGCCAGAGCUAGUUUGCAUUGUUCCCAUGAAACUCAAAACUAAGGAAAAUGAGGUAAUUACAUGAAAGCUAUUUCUUCAAUCUAUAAAUUGUCUUAAACUGCAAGCUCUGGCCAAUCCUGACCUCAAAGAGACUGAUAGUAGAAUUCUAAAUCAACUGUUCUAAACCUUUCCAUUUAAAUUUGUAUGGUGAAGAAUAAAUAACAGUUUAUUCUUUGUUUCAUGUAUGUUUGUAAAUUCUACCUUCCUUUUUCUAUUUAUCUAAUUAUUUAAAUAAAAUUCAUAAACCAUGACCUAUGUUUUCUAUUUAAUUUUAAAAUAUUUGAAGUUAAUAAUAUUAAGAUUCCUGUUUUUUUAAAUGAUCAUUUACCGAUCUAUUUCGGUAAAUAUUCUGAAUC
Messenger RNA from Physeter macrocephalus (sperm whale), 7916 nucleotides. It is a transcript of the gene EXPH5, whose product is annotated as exophilin 5. The record is from RefSeq and is a predicted model, not a curated record. NCBI's taxonomy places the organism in Eukaryota, Metazoa, Chordata, Mammalia, Artiodactyla, Physeteridae. Bases 52 to 6057 code for a protein of 2001 amino acids. Gene Ontology annotation, molecular function: small GTPase binding. The transcript has 6 exons. Gene Ontology annotation, biological process: positive regulation of protein secretion; intracellular protein transport; multivesicular body sorting pathway. Gene Ontology annotation, cellular component: endosome.